UAAAUUCUAUCAAUCGCGAAUGAACCUUCGAGUGGUUAAGUUGCCUAGGAACACCUAAACGGUUUGUUAUUAUAGCGCAGGUAUUUCGGAAUUCACUAGUGCAACGUUAUCAUUUAUCGACAUGAGGCGACUCGCUGCGUUUAUCUGUUUAAUUCCAUUCGUUCCAAUAGUGCUCAUCAUUUUAGCUGGAUUUAUAUUUUAUCGUACUGUGAUUAGGUUGAUUUUAUGGUGCAAAUAUGGUCAACAUUUCAAAGGACUACUGCAGGGAGCCGAUGCAAUGUGGUGCGUCAGUGAAACGGAUUGCGGAGUAGUCAAUAUUUUGUGCUUUAUCGAACCUUCUAAGCACGGCCAAAAUACAGCAAAGGACAUUCUACAAAUUCUGAGAAAAAGGGUUAACGCAGUAAAAAAGUACCCAAGUAACAAAUUUUCGAAAGCAUUUUGGAAGCGGAAUCAUGCUUUCGGUUAUGCGUUCUGGUCGAAUGAUCUUAAUCUGGAUAUUGUUGAUAUGAUACGAACAAUUGACACUGAAAUGAACAUCGAUGAAGCCCGUUUGCGUGAAAUUGUGAGUGACUUGAGUACGGCAAAAUUACCGGCCAAUCACAGUGCAGCAUGUGAGAUAUUAAUAGGAAACCAAGCUGUCAAGGACAAACCACGAGGCUCUGCUCGAUAUUUCAUCCUGUUUCGAUUCCAUCAUUCUCUGGGUGAUGGAUAUUCUGUGCUGCAUUUUAUUUUAACAGAAAUCGCUGAUCUUGGAAAUUAUUCCGAGUGUAUGCCAUCUCUUAAUAACUUCAAGAAGCGAAGCAUUCGCGAGUCAAUCGCGUUAGUCAUUUCGUCAGUAUAUAACAUUCCAGCAUACCUCUUCCGAGUUAUGUCCCAUGAACAGCACGCAAAUGAUUGGCAAAUUGACGCAUUAGGAUCGAGUAAGAUCACUUGUUGGCAAAACGAAAGUUCUGUUUUAGAGUCAAAUCGAUGGCACCAAUUACUAGAAAAUAUCCACAUCAAACUAUCAAGGGUUCAAUAUUCAAGUGUGUUACUAACAGCACUUUCCGGAACAUUAUAUAAUUAUUUCAAAGCGAAAGGACAAUACCCUAAGUUUCUAACAGUAGCAUCUCCAAUUAGAAUUAGACACCAAGAUCCAACCGAUAUGCAGUUCGAAAAUGCAUUCGUCACACCCAUGAAAAAGCUUAAGCUUUCUCCCGGAGUUGAAUUAAGUGACCCAAACCGAGCCGUAAAGUUGAAAUAUAGGCUGGCACAAUUGAAACAAUCCACGGUGGAACUGCGUUCGUCAUCGGAUAUGCUGAUCACACGCUGGAUGAUGUCGUUCCUGCCGGGAAUUUUCCCGGGCCCACUGCUCACCUUCCUUGCGAAACAGUUCCGAAUCAUCGCAUCCAUCUCGGUUAUGCCACCGCUUGCGAAGAGGAUCCAUAUCGGGAUGUAUGAACUGCAUGACAUGUUCUAUUGGCCGCCUGCUUUCGGUACGGUGGGUUUUAACUUUGCUGUGCUGUCAUACGCUGGAGAGUUGCAGUUGGCACUACUGGCUGACCGCCAAAUGUUACGUAGUCACAACGAAGGGCAACAGUUGCUGCGCGAAUUGUUUCUAGAGAUUGAACGGAUGAACAUUGUGUUGAGAGAAUGUGCGCUAUAAAUUUUCACGAAAUCCGUGAAUAAAUGAUAUACUA
Molecule: messenger RNA, 1679 nt
Organism: Wyeomyia smithii (pitcher-plant mosquito)
Lineage: Eukaryota; Metazoa; Arthropoda; Insecta; Diptera; Culicidae
Exons: 4
Coding region: 122-1645 (507 amino acids)
Biological process (GO): triglyceride biosynthetic process
Cellular component (GO): plasma membrane
Molecular function (GO): diacylglycerol O-acyltransferase activity; long-chain-alcohol O-fatty-acyltransferase activity
Source: RefSeq, a predicted model, not a curated record